This is a messenger RNA of Ruditapes philippinarum (Manila clam), 2203 nucleotides long. Its product is annotated as carboxylesterase 5A-like. Lineage: Eukaryota; Metazoa; Mollusca; Bivalvia; Venerida; Veneridae. The transcript has 2 exons. The coding region runs from base 418 to 2193 and encodes 591 amino acids. The record is from RefSeq and is a predicted model, not a curated record.
AACCUCGGACCCAGGUGUUUUUUCACAAUGAAGAAAGCCAAGGUUAAGUUUUUGUACGGAUAAUUUAGAACAUUUUAGGAAAAGUAGCAAAUAAAGUCCGUCAAUUCAAAUUAAAACAUGAUUUUUAUUUUGAACAUUGACGAAGAAAAAGCAACACCUUUUUGCAUGAUAUUCAUGACUUGUCAGAGUGGGAAAGGAAAAUAAAAACGAGAGAACCCCCUGUGGUAUUAACCAUGUUUUAAAGUUUAGAGAUAUUAAAUAUAAACGAUCCUUUAUCACUUCACAUUGUAACGUUGUUUAACAAUAGAUAGGUGUAUGUAUGUAUAUGCAUAUAUUGCGCAUACAUAUAGUCAGAGAUUUAUCUAACGGUCAGCUUCGUUUUCGUUCAUAAGUGUAGCUUGAAAAAAAAGUUAGAAAAUGAACUCAAAUUUAUUCAAAGCGGUUUUUGUAGUGUUUUAUUUACAUUUUGUUUUAAGUGAUAUCACUUGUGUUAAAACUACAGUUGGAUUAAUACAUGGAAAAGAUGAAGAUGUAAAUGUGUUUGGAGAACAUUCCCGUGUAUCAAAGUAUCUUGGUAUACCAUAUGCAGAAUCCCCUGUCGGGGAAUUACGUUUUCAAAAGCCCGUUCCGAAAACACCACUCCAAGAGCCGCUAAACGCCGUCCAAUACGGAAAUGCGUGUCUCCAAGUCGAUAUAGGGAUGCAACCUAAAGGCGAUACAAGUUACUCGGAGGAUUGUCUUUAUUUGAAUAUAUAUGCACCGAAGAAACCUGAGCAAGGCGAGAAACUCGCGGUUAUGGUUUGGUUUCAUGGUGGCGGAUUUAUUGUUGGAUCAGCGGAUAUCUAUCCGGCGGACCAUCUUGCUGUAUACGGAGAUGUUGUUGUAGUAACUGUUAACUAUAGACUGACAGUUUUUGGAUUCCUAAGCACCGGGGAUGAACACGCUCCUGGCAAUUACGGUCUGUGGGACCAGCGGAUGGCGUUAGACUGGGUCAACAAGAACAUUGAAGGAUUUGGCGGAGAUCCAGCAAGGGUUACUAUAUUUGGAGAAUCAGCCGGUGCUGCUAGUGUGAUUUAUCAAGGACUUUAUCCGGAUAAUCGAGGCUUGUUUCAGAGAUUGGUGGCCCAGUCCGGUUCCGCGGGUUCCUGGUGGGCAAGUAACGAUAAUUACAAAGAAGACACCGAGAAACUUGCGAAAUUAGCUGGUUGUGCAACGGGGUCUUCUAGAAACAUUUUAACUUGCUUAAAGGCUAUCCCAGGUGAAACAUUACUUGGGAUUGUUGACAAUCUUGAAAAUGGCUUUAAAGCAGUCCCUAUACCUUUUAUACCAAGAUUUGAUAAGGACUUUGUAAAACUUCUAAGUAAACAAACAUUUGUCCCUGGCAAUGAAUUACCAGUGGAGUCACGUGACUUUUUCAGGUCAUUAGAUAUAAUGGUUGGAAUGAACUGCGGAGAAGGUAGCUUGUCGUUAAGUCCUUUCUUUGGAGUAACAGAUCCCCCUAGUUUCUUACCGAAUAAGACCGACUUCAAGGACUUGAUCGUACCAGCAAUACAAAACCUUGCAUUUCCGGGAAACACUGACCAAAUUGUCCGGGACGCCAUAAUUGCAGAAUACACGAGCUGGGAAAACCCUGAUAAUGAAUAUCUAAUUAGAGAUGAGUUUCUAGCAAUGCAUUCAGAUUUUACAUUUACGGACCCACUAUACAGAGCUUUGGAUUAUCACUCUGAAUCAACCAGUAAUACUUACAUGUACUACUUUGAUGAGGUUACCACCAACCAUUUGUUUGGAAAUGUCCCAUGGUAUAACAAGCUGGGGCAUGGUGACGAGAUUCCUUUUAUUUUCGGAUUUAAAAAUGCGGACCAUGUACACGACUGGAAGUUUUAUGCCAAGGAAUGGGAAGCCCAGCUGUCUAAAAGUGUUAUGAAAUUGUGGGCAAACUUUGCAAAAACAGGGAACACAAACCUACCGGACGACCUUGACCUUGAUUGGUUGCCGUAUACGAGGAGGCAUCAACAUUACUUGCAAAUAUCACGUGAUAUGACGUCAUUGAACGUAAAACAACGCUGGAAUACUCGUAGAGCCAAUUUCUGGGGAAAUCUACUUCCAAGCAUUGUAAAAGCAUCACAAUGUGCACGUGACACUAAGGAUUCUGGACAACAAAGUUGUCCAGCAACGGGAAAAUGUCCUCCAUAGAUUGUGCAGG